Messenger RNA from Xyrauchen texanus (razorback sucker), 2557 nucleotides. Its product is annotated as fibroblast growth factor 18-like. Gene Ontology annotation, biological process: fibroblast growth factor receptor signaling pathway; positive regulation of protein phosphorylation; animal organ morphogenesis. Gene Ontology annotation, cellular component: cytoplasm. Bases 1106 to 1735 code for a protein of 209 amino acids. The record is from RefSeq and is a predicted model, not a curated record. Lineage: Eukaryota; Metazoa; Chordata; Actinopteri; Cypriniformes; Catostomidae. The transcript is spliced from 5 exons. Gene Ontology annotation, molecular function: type 1 fibroblast growth factor receptor binding; growth factor activity; type 2 fibroblast growth factor receptor binding.
CUUCAGGCGAGGGAAGAUCAGAGCCGCUGUUACGCACCGCGCAAAGAAACGCUCUUCUGAUCCGUUUUGUGUUUUCCCCCAUCGUAUUUACGCGUGCAUUUGUGAAUGAAAGCGGCUGAGGAAGAGGAGGCGGCGCGGGUUAAGUGGACGCUGUUUUCAGUGCACGGAUCACCAAAAACAGCACAAGACGUGUCUCUGCAAACCUCUGACUUUGUGCGCCGCUCUGGGGGGAGCUGCAAACUUUUUUCUUUAAGAAAAUAAAUAAAAGGCUCAGAUUGCAUUCUUUCCCCCUUCAAACAUUUUGGAGGUGAUGUCAUCGGCCCGUGUUUUGGCUGCUGCAGUUGCGCUCGAGCUCCAGGCAGCGGGCAGCGAUUGAGUCCGGGAAAUCAGGUGCAGAGAGCGGCUGUCUGCUUUCACUCAGCCACAUCCUCUGAGCUGGACCGCUGUGGGCUCUCAUCUGUGGGUCUCCAGCGCAGUGGACGCGUAAACGCCACCGCAGGGCGCUGCAGCCAUGACCGAGCCCGCUCCACGGUACCUGGAGUCCAACUCGCCGCCGCCGCGUCUUCUUCGCUCCAUCCCCGUCCAGGCGCUCUGCCUCCCGCGGCGCAUCAGCAAUAAAACACCUGCACGAAUCCAUGCUUGCGCACUGCCGUUCCAUUGAUUUCCUCAGUUCUAAACACAAUCAAUAAGCUCUCUGUGGAAGGACAUUUUCAAAUGUAAAGCUUCAGACUGGAAAGUUACGCACGUACUACUGCUUGGAAAUACUGUGCAUAAACCAGAUUUCGCUGUCUGUCGGGUUCCAGGAAGCCUUUUCGCAGCCAGAAAGUUUUUUUUUACGAGCUUUCGCGGAAACAGCGCAUAGGUGUGGGCCGUCUUUGAACUUCCCUUCACCUGUUCCCCACACUCCGGAGGAUACAGCUGCGCCCCGCCUCCUGCCCGUUACCGACCGACCGAGCGCGCACCGAGAUGCAGUCCAGCGGUGCCAGCGGGAGCGUCCGUGGACCGUGCGUUCAAACGGAUUAAACAAACAGGACAGACGCAAAGCCGUGACCCCGGAGAGCCGUUUCUCAAGCGCGCACGGAGCCACUCGGACGCGGAGGAAGCGAUGUGGGCCUUUCUCUCCACGCUGGCUGUCUUGUAUAUCCAGAUAAUGCUGGUCAUGUGUAAUCCGCUACAGCAGGUCUUUGGUGUGGAUGGGGUGAAUUUCAGCGUGCACGUGGAGAAUCAGACGCGUGCACGAGACGCCAUGAGUCGACGACAUCAUCGUGUGUACCAGCUAUACAGCCGCACGAGUGGAAAACACGUCCAGGUGCUCGGACGCAAAAUCAGCGCUUGUGGAGAGGACGGAGACAAAUAUGCCCAGCUCGUCGUGGAAGCAGACACCUUCGGUAGCCAGGUGCGAAUCAGAGGGAUGGAAACCAAUUUUUACCUGUGCAUGAACCGCAGGGGGAAGCUCAUAGGAAAGAAGGUCAGUAAUCGUAACGCGGACUGCGUCUUCAUUGAAAAGGUUUUGGAAAACAAUUACACAGCGCUCAUGUCAGCGCGAUACGCGGAGUGGUAUGUGGGCUUCACCAAAAGAGGACGCCCUCGCCGCGGUCCCCACACGCUACCAAACCAGCAGGACGUCCACUUCAUGAAGCGUUUCCCUCCUGGAGAGCAGCCAGACGUAAUGCCGUUUCGCUUCACCACCGUUAGCAAGAGAAGCAAGAGAGUCCGUGCAGCACGACCACGCUAAUGCUAACAAUCCACAGCCUCGCUGCAAGACCACGCUAACGUUUACACGAGGACUAGAAAUAAACGAAGACAGUCAUACCCGACAGUCUAGCGAAAAUGACACUGCUAAUGCUAAACAGGACCUGACGUAGGGACAGUCGCGCUUUAUUUGAACGGACAAUGCUAAAUGGUAAUCUAAGAGCGCCACUGCAAAUUCCACUGGGUUGGACGACGAACAAACCUACUAAUAAACACCAGCUUAUUCACACCAGAGCUGUGGUUUACGACAGCUAACUUCUGGUGCGGAGAAGGCUAACCAAAUCAAACACAAAAGGAACGCCCAGUCCAGCGACGUCUCAAAAGCAUUAGCCGUUUAUCCCGCUAACAGCCCUCAAUCCCAUAACGGAGAAACCCUCCCAGCACUCACACUGGCCUGUAGACACCGAUCUGACAAGACCUGCCUUAGGAUAGUGUACACAAAUAAGACAAUUCUGACAUUAUUUACUCACCCUCGUGUCAUUUUAAACCCGUCUUCGGUGGAACAAUAUUCUGUGAAAUAACCGUCUUGCAGUUCAUAGUCUGCCAAGCUCCAAAUAAGACUUUAUAUACAGAAUAAGCUGUCCAUAUGACUUAAAUGGUAUGAGUCUUCUCAAGAGUCUUCUCAAGCCACGUGAUGUAGGUCAUUAGUCGGAGUGGUGGUGGCGUAGUGGGCUACAGCACAGAACUGGUAAGCAGAAGGUUGCUGGUUCGAUCCCCACAGCCACCACCAUUGUGUCCUUGAGCAAGACGAUUAACUCCAGGUUGCUCGUCCCUGGAUAAACAAGUCAUUUGGACUACUUUAAUG